Molecule: messenger RNA, 1496 nt
Organism: Aspergillus ibericus CBS 121593
Lineage: Eukaryota; Fungi; Ascomycota; Eurotiomycetes; Eurotiales; Aspergillaceae
Product: FAD-binding oxidoreductase
Exons: 3
Coding region: 59-1471 (470 amino acids)
Molecular function (GO): FAD binding; oxidoreductase activity
Source: RefSeq, a predicted model, not a curated record
UUUCUUUAUACUAGGAUGGCGAAUCGUCCAAGAUCUAUGUAUCGUAUCAUUUGCAGUCAUGCCGUUUCUAUCGUUUGCCCGUGUACUGGAGUUGAGACGACAGCUGGAAGGAACCAGGGCAGAGGUCGUUUGUCUCGGGUCCGACGAUUAUGCGGCGAGCAUUCGCCGAUGGAGUGACACUUGCGAGAAGGAUGCUGGCGCUAUUGUCAGGGUAACGACUACAUCGGAAGUAUCCGAAGUUGUCCGCUUCUGCCGAAAACACCACAUUGACUAUGUGGUCGAGGCGGGCGGGCAUUCUACAACCGGGUCUUCCUCGUCUCACGGGGGCGUCGUGAUCAGCAUGGCCAGUAUGCACAAAGUCUUGACAGACCCUGCCUCCAAGACGGUGUGCGUUCAGGGUGGCGCUACCUGGGAUGCUGUCAACCACUCAACUGUUCCCUACGGGCUUGCUGUGGUGGGUGCCACCGCCAGUCACAUCGGGGUAGGCGGGUCAACCUUGGGAGGUGGCUAUGGAUGGCUAACCGGGCAGCAUGGGCUUAUCAUAGACCAGCUGCUGAGUGUUAAGAUGGUCAUCUCCGAUGGCAGCAUCGUCGAGGCGUCGGAAGAGAGCAAUCGGGAUCUAUUCUGGGCCAUCCGUGGCGCAGGGCAAGCCUUUGGCAUCGCGACUGAGUUUGUGUUUCGCGCUCACAAGGUUCCUGCCACCGUUUUCGGGGGGCUGAUGUACUUUGAUGUGGACAAAUUGCCAACGAUUAUCGAGUUUGCCAAUCGGUUCGAUGAGCAACAGGAUCCGAACAGUGGGUUCUUUUUUGGAUUCACGACUUGGCGACCAGCCGGCCAGACCGUGGUCUUGACCAUGCUCUUUUAUAACGGAACUCAUUCCGAAGCUGCAGCAUUCUUUGCACCUAUUUUAUCACAACCGUCUCUGGUCAACCGCGCUGGCAUGAUGUCUUACUCGGAGUUGAAUGCCAUGGCGAAUGUCGAUCCAGUGCCAGAAGGCCGAAAAAGUAUCGGUGGCACGAACAUCAUGCCACCAUUCAACACAAGCCUAGUACGAGAGCUUUGGGAUCAGUUUGACCACGCCAUGAAAGCAUACCCACGCAUGGAAGAUAGCGUGUUAGUCUUUGAGAUGCUGCCAUACUCCAAGGUUGUCCAGGUGCCUGUUGAGGAGACCGCAUGCGCCAACCGAGGCCCGUAUUACAACGUUGGUUGGGUAUUAUGCUGGCAUGAUCCCGACCUUGACGCGAAAAUGCAUGCUCUUCAGCGACAUAUGGUAUCCAAGAUUCAGGAGGCGCAACAAGGCAGUACUGACGAGCAUGUCGCGGCGCAUGCGAAUUUUGCUGGACACGAGAUAAGCGCCCAAAGUCUGUUUGGGGAUAAUCUGCCCCGGCUCCAGGAGAUCAAAAGGAAGUAUGAUCCGCAGAAUGUGUUUCGUAAGUGGCAUGACCUGGUUCCCCAAACGAGAUCCUUGUAGAAUGAAUGUGCCUGUAUGAAAUGAG